Aplysia californica (California sea hare) is the source of this 1630-nucleotide messenger RNA. Its product is annotated as integumentary mucin C.1. Lineage: Eukaryota; Metazoa; Mollusca; Gastropoda; Aplysiida; Aplysiidae. The record is from RefSeq and is a predicted model, not a curated record.
GAGCUCCCAGUAACACUAAGGGGCUGCUGGUCCAUCAAACCGUUCCUUCAUGGACUGAGGACAGAACAAUAGGACAAAGCCUAGUACUCUCUCACAUAAUAACGACUGACUCUUCAGAUAAUUCCACUAUUUCGUACAAGGUCGUUGAAACAGUGUUUUGAGUGAAUUUGCGGUGAUUAAAAAAAUAAAAUAAAAAACCCAGCAAUUAUAAUAAUCCUUAUACUGUCAGUUAUUUGACUUUCUCUCAGUUAUUUAGCAUUUCCAGAGAAAUAAACUUUUAGAAAAAGUCAGCGAUGGACAGGAACAAAUUCUUGUUAAUGAGUGUUUUGCUAUUUUCAGGCAUGGUGAGCGUUAGAUCAACGUCGUGGGAUGCGGGAGCAUCCAGGAAUGCACAGACUUGUGGUGGGACAAAACCUCCAAACGCUCCGACUGCAUGUCCGAUGACGUCAGCAAGGACCCGUUCACUUGGAGUGCAGACAAGAUUGGGCAGUGCCACUACUGCUGCCAGACGACUGACGCCAUGUUGGCAAGGGGGGAGUGGUGUAAUCACAGUCCACGGUACACCAAGCCGCUUAAUCUGGUCAACAUGACGGCAUAUCUUGUUCUGCACCAAAACCAACCAUCGACCACUGCUGCAACCUCUCCGACGCCAUCCCUGUCAUCAACAACAUCUUCCCCAAUGCUGUCUUCCUCUUCCUCUUCAUCUUCUACUUCAUCGUCGGUCUCCUCCUCCUCCACUCCCCCUUCCUCUAUGCGCAAGUGAGAUGGACUGCGUCAACUCUUGGCAGAUGACCAGCCAGGUGACAGAGUGUCAAGGAGACCUGGUCAACACGGCUCUCAUUGGUCAGUCGUGUGGGUUCUGCUGCAAUAGUUCCGACAUCAGCGGCAUCCCAUGCAACGCUAGAACGGUACCGCACCACACUCUGUCCUUUGUCCACGCCCCUGACCCUACGUCCAGCAUCGCCCCCGCCACUUUCGCCGCCACUACUGCACCGCCCUCUCCCCUCACAUCCUCAACUGUGAGGACCGUUUCGUCGACUGUCAGGAGUAGUACUGUUCAACCACCAUCAGCGUCAUCAUCCCCUCCUCCACCGCCACCACCACCACCGUCAUCAUCAUCAUCAUCAUCCCCCUCGCCAGUGUGUCCAGUGCGGGAAUGACGCAAGCAGUACGCCGUGUGGCACUAUCGAGCUGAUCCUGAACAAAGCGACUUCAUGUGGUCAAGGACUCGACUACUGUCUCAACACCAUUGUGCAGACGGGGACCAAGAGGGCAGUCUACAAAAAAUGCGUGGACCUGAGCGAGUGCAAGGAGAAGUGGUUCAAGCAGAGCUCUGACAAAAGUACGUGCGUGAACUAUGACCCCUACCAGGUAGCAGACGACCACUUCACCUGCCACUAUUGCUGCGUCACGGACGACUGUAACCAACAAUACAAGCCGGACGAUUCCACUCUCUGGCACUGAGGGAGGACACGCGAGGUCAAGGGCGUGGGCAUUUCGAGGUCAAAGGUUCAAGGCCAACGGCCCCCCAAAAAAAGAAGAAUGCCAUGGCCAGCGCUCUCCUCGUGACAAAUUAUGUCAAUCCCGCAAGAGGGGUGUGGGAGGAAGGGGUGGGUGGGGGGGGAUGGGC